Molecule: messenger RNA, 623 nt
Organism: Calypte anna (Anna's hummingbird)
Lineage: Eukaryota; Metazoa; Chordata; Aves; Apodiformes; Trochilidae
Gene: NDUFAB1
Product: NADH:ubiquinone oxidoreductase subunit AB1
Biological process (GO): fatty acid biosynthetic process
Cellular component (GO): mitochondrion
Molecular function (GO): acyl binding; acyl carrier activity
Source: RefSeq, a predicted model, not a curated record
AUGGCGGCCCGUGUCCUCUCCGCCUGUGUCCGCCGCCUCCUCCUCUCUCGACUGCCCCUCGCCGCACCGACACCCGCAGCCAUCUCCUUCCUCUGCCCGCGCCGACCCUCGGCCCCAGGGCUGCCGCAGCUGCUGCCGCAGGUAAGGCCCGUGCUGCGGGCCUGGCCCUGCCGCCGCUUCUCCGACCUCCCGCCCCUCACCUUGGCGGACAUCAAGGAGCGCGUCCUCUACGUCCUCAAGCUGUACGACAAGAUCGACCCCGAGAAGCUCACGGCCGAGUCCCACUUCAUGAAGGACCUGGGCUUGGACAGUUUGGACCAAGUGGAAAUCAUCAUGGCUAUGGAAGAUGAAUUUGGGUUUGAAAUUCCUGAUGGAGAUGCAGAGAAGCUGAUGUGUCCUCAGGAGAUUGUAGACUACAUUGCAGACAAGAAGGAUGUUUAUGAAUAAUAAUAAUAAGUAAUAAAAUCACAUUUUCUUCAAAGCUGGGAGGUGUCUGUGUGUCCCCAGCUCAGGGCUGCUGUCAGCAGGUGACAUGUGCUGGCCCCUGCUGCUCUCCUCCCGAGGAUGGAUUGAAAGCUGAAUGUCUUGUCCUUAAAAACUUUGGGAAUAAAUGUCUGAGCCCA